AUGGCCAACGAGCUCCUCAUCAACACCACAAUCUCCGCACUGGCCCUAAACCAGCGCUUCGACAUCGUCAAUGGAACAGAGACCCGCACCUUCAAUAUCUAUCGCUAUGAGAACAAGCUCGCCUUCUUCCUCCCAUACGGUCUCUCACUUGCACUCGCCAUACCGAUCAUAGUACUAGGACUCGUAGCUCUCUACGUCCAGAACCGAGGCGUUUCGGCUAUCAGUGGAGGUUUCAUGCAGCUUCUGAUGACGACUACUGGACGCGGUUCACUUGAAGCGGUGGUUACGAGGGGCUCGGGUACGCUGGGCGGAUACGAGAAUGUUUCGGAAGAGCUGCGUGGGAUGGAGGUUAGGUUUGGAGAACUCGUUGACGUUGGUGGGGAUGAAGUUAAGGAGACUGACACGCUUCUGAGCGGGCGUGAUGGGCUUGUCGAUGUGCAGAACGAUGAUAGCUCGCAGUCAGGUGUACGAAUUUCGUCCAGAACAGAGCGGUUCGAGAACAGCGAUUCUGUAGCGCGAAGAGCCGGCUUCGGCACGGUCGACGAAGUGAUACCAUUUAGGAAGAACGCAGAACAGUAG
Alternaria arbusti is the source of this 579-nucleotide messenger RNA. RefSeq lists its product as uncharacterized. The record is from RefSeq and is a predicted model, not a curated record. Lineage: Eukaryota; Fungi; Ascomycota; Dothideomycetes; Pleosporales; Pleosporaceae. Bases 1 to 579 code for a protein of 192 amino acids. The transcript has a single exon.